Molecule: messenger RNA, 951 nt
Organism: Capronia coronata CBS 617.96
Lineage: Eukaryota; Fungi; Ascomycota; Eurotiomycetes; Chaetothyriales; Herpotrichiellaceae
Exons: 1
Coding region: 1-951 (316 amino acids)
Biological process (GO): mitochondrion organization
Cellular component (GO): SAM complex
Source: RefSeq, a predicted model, not a curated record
AUGGACGAUCACGACCACGAGAACACCGAUAUCAACAGCAACGGCUUCGCCAAUCCAAAAACAGCGCGUACUGCCCGCACUCCUAACAAACCCAAGUCGCCGGAGCUUUCGACAACCUCAUGGUGGUCAUUGCCUCAUCCCGUCAAAUGCGUCUUCGAAAAGUUUCCUCUAAUCACCUACCCUGAAAAUGAGCUUCCCCAGAGAGCUCCUCGUCAUCAAAACGAGAACAUCCUGUACAUAUUCCAGACACUGGAGCCGCGGGCCCGAGAUGCGCCGUCGUUCAAUCCCUCGUGCUUGAAGUGGCAAGCAUAUCUGAAAUUCCACGGAAUCCCCUUUCGAACUCGGGCGUCCAACAACCAUGCCUCUCCAACUGGAGCUCUGCCUUUCUUGUUGCCUGCCUCCAAUGACCCCCAUAGAUCGGCAUCUCCGGUUCCUACCGCACGAAUCGCACGGUGGGUGGUCUCACAGGGCGGCAAAGAGGAGGCGAUACAUAUUCGACAAGAUGCGUACACUGCUCUGAUUGAUCAUGUCCUUCGAAGUGCGUGGUUAUAUUACUUGUAUCUGGACGAAGAUAAUUUUCAGGCCGUUGCAUGGCCUCUCUAUGUUGCAUCCACCUCAAGUUCCUACGCCGUCAGAACCAGCCUCGCAUAUCAGCUUCGGAAUGCUGCACGGGAGGAGCUGUUGAAAACAAACACUGUGAUUGACGGACAAGCAUUGUAUCGGAGGGCGGAAGAAGCCCUACAGUCGUUGUCGAUCUUACUAGGAGAUGAGAACUUCUACUUCGGCCAAACCACGCCCGGUCUCUUCGAUGCAAGUCUGUUCGCAUAUACCCAGAUCAUUCUCGAUGAGAAGCUGGACUGGAAACAGCCAGCCCUGAAGCUUGCGCUACAGACUCAUAAGAACCUCGUACAACACAGAGCCCGGUUGAUGCGCGGGUUCUUUUCAGCCUGA